Molecule: messenger RNA, 4960 nt
Organism: Balaenoptera acutorostrata (minke whale)
Lineage: Eukaryota; Metazoa; Chordata; Mammalia; Artiodactyla; Balaenopteridae
Gene: PLEKHA6
Product: pleckstrin homology domain containing A6
Exons: 21
Coding region: 1836-4847 (1003 amino acids)
Molecular function (GO): protein binding
Source: RefSeq, a predicted model, not a curated record
GGCAGCUGCAUUAGAACAACGUCCCAAUGACUGACACACCCCUCCAUAAACCCCAGAUCUCUGUGCCCAUCAGCCCCUCUCCUCCUUCCUUUUCCCCUGAGGAGUGCACUGCCUCUUUAAAACCCAACUCUGAGGGCUGUGCUCAGUGGCCCACAAAAGGUUCGGAUUGUGGCUAUUCAGUGGCCUUUCUCCAGGGAAGGGAGGGGAGAUGAGACAGACGGGAGGCUUGUCCAGCUGGGGCCACCAAGCGAAACCCUCAGAUGGCCAGUAAUGAGCCAGCACUGUUCCCACCCAGCCUGCUGCUGAAUGGCCUUCCUCUGUCCCUGCAAAGCCCCGUGGGGGCUCUGUGGGCUCAUCCAUGGGGGCACCUCCCUCAAUUCUCUGGUCCCCUUUCAUGCUUCCAGGCUGGUGCCCCCUCCUGGCUCCCCAUCAAUCACCCUGUCUUUUCCCAGGCCCUCUGCCUUCUCCUGUCACAAGCUGUUGUUCCCGCGCCUUUGCUCUCUCCUUGUUUCCCCGUGGGUAUGUUUUGUCCUCCAGCUUGACCGUGAGCUCUUCAAGUGCUAAGAGCGUGUCUUUGCUUUCCCUGUGACUGGCACCCAGAGCAGAGCUCUGCACACACAGGAUGCUCACUGGAUGCUUAGCGAAUUAUUUGCUGCCCCUCCUACCAGCCCAGGACACACCCACUCGUCCCACCUGUGUGUCUCUCUCCUCUACAGUAACCCUGUGUUCUCCACCCCAGAGGGCUUGCCUGGGCCCCUGCUCUCCAUAUCCCUGUGCAGUUUCAACCCCCAGAUGCCUCCUUACAACUUCACUGGCUUUUCGUCAGCACCUCCCUGUCUGCCUACCUGCUGGAGGGUGGGGACUGGCCGCAUCCAGAGGAAGGAGGCCCACCUCUGUCCUUAGAGAAGUAGGAUGCUCCCUCACUGGGUAAUGGCUCCUGUGGAAAGACAUCAUGUGCUGGGGAAGGUGCUGAGGAAAAGUGAAGGUCCAGCUGGGAAAGCACUCGAAGGGUGUGGAUUUGACACUGUUGCUUAGGAGAACCCUGGGGCUUGGUCAGAGGAGUCCUGUCUUCUCUCCUUCCAACCCCCAGAGACCCAGGAUUUAGCACCCAAGGGGUCAUAGGCCAAAGUGAAGUCCACAUCUGAGACUCUUAAACACUUUUGGAUCUCUCAUGUUGAAUGGGAUGAACAAGGCUAGCUGCUUUUUCUGGGAGAUUGGUCUCACCUAGGAAGUGUUCUGAGACCCCAGAAAGAAUCUAGCACUGGAGCGUCUUUUCCUCGUGGACCCUCCCCAUCAAACAGAUGCAUCAGUUAAGGCCAGAGCAAAAUCUCGAGUUGUUUACAGUUGCAGGGCUGGUCGGGAACAGAGCUAGGAUUAGCACUGGGCUGCCCUGCCUUCUCUCUUCAAGCAACCCAGGUUUGCCGGGUGCGAGCUCUCCACCCCGACUCCUGGUGGGCUGACCUGAGCCUUGCUGGGUGCUGUGGUCCCAGUGGUGACACUGAGUAGAAGGGGCUAGUCUGAAUAGCUCCCCACUUUCCUCUGCUCCUCAACGUUCCUGUCACGUCUCCUGUCUCUCCCUCUGGUGUUCGGUUGACCUGUUCUCUGCUUCUCCUCCUUCUGGCCGCGUGAGGACCCCUCCUCUGGACAGGAGCUGGCUUCUGGGUUACCGCCUGCUGCGCCUGCUUGCAGCCGCCAACUAGGUGACUGUGUGCUGGGUGAACGAGGCUGGGGACAGUUCCACGCACUGCCUCUCCCCACAGGCUGAGCACGCCGGGGUCCGCACCUACUUCUUCAGUGCCGAGAGCCCCGAGGAGCAGGAGGCCUGGAUCCAGGCCAUGGGGGAGGCUGCCCGAGUACAGAUCCCCCCAGCCCAGAAGUCGGUGCCCCAAGCUGCACGUCACAACCACGAGAAGCCAGACUCUGAGAACAUCCCACCCAGCAAACACCACCACCAACCCCCCCAAAACAGCCUUCCCAAGCCUGAACCAGAGGCCAAGACUCGAGGAGAGGGUGAUGGCCGAGGCUGCGAGAAGGUGGAGAGGAGGCCUGAGAGGCCUGAAGUCAAGAGUGAGCCUCUGGUGAAAGCCAAUGGUGUCCACGCUGGACCAGAACCAGCCUCAGACCCGGGCAGCCCUUACCCUGAGGGCCCAAGGGUCCCAGGAGGGGGGGAGCAGCCCACCCAGCCCAAUGGCUGGCAGUAUAGCUCCCCAAGCAGGCCAGGGAGCACAGCUUUCCCACCUCAGGACUCAGAGAGUGGGGGGCACCGGCAGAGCUUCCCGCCACGUGCCAACCCCGACAAAAUCGCCCAGCGCAAGAGCUCCAUGAACCAGCUUCAGCAGUGGGUGAACCUGCGCCGAGGGGUGCCCCCUCCUGAGGAUCUUCGGAGUCCCUCUAGGUUCUACCCUGUGUCCCGUAGGGUCCCUGAGUAUUACAGCCCCUACUCCUCCCAGUACCCUGAUGAUUACCAGUACUACCCGCCAGGGGUACGGCCGGAUAGCAUCUGCUCCAUGCCGGCCUACGAUCGGAUCAGCCCACCCUGGGCCCUGGAGGACAAGCGGCACUCCUUCCGGAAUGGAGGCGGCCCCGCCUUCCAGCUGCGGGAGUGGAAGGAGCCUGCCGGCUAUGGGCGGCCGGAUGGUACCACCUGGAUCCCCAGCCCCUCCCGGCAGCCUGUCUAUUACGAUGAACUGGAUGCCGCCUCCGGCUCCCUGCGCCGCCUGUCCUUGCAGCCCCGUUCCCACUCUGUGCCCCGCUCGCCAAGCCAGGGGUCCUACAGCCGCGCCCGCAUUUACUCCCCCGUCCGCUCACCCAGUGCCCGUUUCCAGCGGCUGCCGCCUCGCAGUGAAGACAUCUAUGCUGACCCUGCUGCCUAUGUGAUGAGGCGGUCCAUCAGCUCCCCCAAGUAUGAUUACCUGGGAGACAGGCGGCCAGUCCCUGCAGGACUGUUCCCCUACAACUACCCACCAUCCCCCACGGUCCACGAUAAGAUGAUGAGUGAGAGUGAGACUCUCAUCAGUAUGGUGAACCGCAUGGUGGAGAACUCCUCCCCCAGGGCCCAACUCUUCAUGCAAGUCCCUCCAUACCCAGAAGUGUUCCGGGACAGCCUCCACACCUACAAGCUAAACGAGCAAGACACAGAUAAGCUGCUGGGCAAGUUGUGUGAGCAGAACAAGGUGGUGAGGGAGCAGGAACGGCUGGUGCAGCAGCUCCGAGCUGAGAAGGAGAGCCUGGAAAGUGCCUUGAUGGGGACCCAUCAGGAGCUGGAGAUGUUUGGAAGCCAGCCUGCCUACCCGGAGAAGCUGCUGCACAAGAAGGAGUCGCUGCAGAACCAGCUCAUCAACACCCGGGUGGAGCUGUCUCAGGCAACCACGGCCCUGGCGAACAGCACCAUGGAGUACGAGGGCCUGGAGGCAGAGGUCUCUGCCCUGCACGACGAGCUCUGGGAGCAGCUCAGCUUGGACCUUCAGAAUGAGGUGCUCAACCGACAAAUCCAGAAGGAGAUCUGGAGGAUCCAGGAUGUGAUGGAGGGGCUGAGGAAGAAUAACCCAUCCCGGGGCACAGACACAGCCAAGCACAGAGGAGGACUUGGCCCCUCAGGCACCUACAGCUCCAACAGCCCCGCCAGCCCUCUCAGCUCCACCAGCCUCACCAGCCCCCUGAGCCCUUUUUCAUUGGUGUCUGGCUCUCAGGGGUCCCCCACUAAGCCCGGGUCCAAUGAGGAGCCUGGCCCCCCGCGGCCUCCCCUCCCCAAAGCCUACGUCCCCUUGGAGUCUCCUCCCACUGUGCCUCCACUCCCUAGUGAGAGCCGCCUCUGGCCAUACCCCAACUCCCCUUCCUGGCAUCGCAGUGGCGAGACAGCCAGGGGUCAGCCCAAGGCAAGCUAUGAGCAAAGCAAGAAAGACCCCCACCAGACAUCACCCCUGGACACCACUAGAGACAUCGGCCUUGUGCCCACCAGGCAAGAGGUGGAAGCAGAGAAGCAGGCAGCUCUCAACAAAGUUGGCAUUGUGCCCCCUCGGACAAAGUCACCCACUGAUGAAGAAGUGACCCCAUCAAGGGUGGUGAGGAGGAGUGCCAGUGGGCUCACCAAUGGACUCUCCUCCCGGCAGGAGCGCCCCAAGAGUGCUGUGUUCCCUGGUGAGGGCAAGGUCAAGAUGAGCGUGGAGGAGCAGAUUGACCGCAUGCGGCGGCACCAGAGCGGCUCUAUGAAGGAUAAGCGGAGGAGCCUGCAGCUCCCGGCCAGCCCGGCCCCCGACCCCAGUGCCCGGCCUGCCUACAAAGUGGUGCGCCGUCACCGCAGCAUCCACGAGGUGGACAUCUGCAACCUGGAGGCAGCUCUGCGGGCAGAGGAGCCUGGUGGGCAGGCCUACGAGACACCACGGGAGGAGAUUGCCCGGCUCCGCAAGAUGGAGCUGGAGCCCCAGCACUAUGAUGUGGACAUCAGUAAGGAGCUCUCCACCCCAGACAAAGUCCUCAUCCCUGAGCGGUACAUUGACCUGGAGCCUGACACUCCCCUGAGCCCAGAGGAGUUGAAGGAGAAGCAGAGGAAGGUGGAGAGGAUCAAGACGCUCAUUGCCAAGUCCAGUAUGCAGAACGUGGUGCCCAUCGGCGAGGGGGACCUUGUGGACGUGCCCCAGGACUCAGAGAGCCAGCUGCAGGAGCAGGAGAAGCGGAUUGAAAUCUCCUGUGCCCUGGCGACCGAGGCCUCCCGCAGGGGCCGCAUGCUGUCUGUGCAAUGUGCCACCCCAAGCCCUCCCACCUCCCCUGCCUCCCCGGCUCCACCAGCCAACCCCCUAUCGUCUGAAUCCCCACGGGGCGCCGACAGCAGCCAUGCCAUGCGGGUCUGAGCUCUGACUGCAAGCCCUGGCCGAGGCCAACGCCGUGAAGCUCCACAGAGCCACGUUCUGAAGCCCGCCUCUGCCCAUCCUGGCCCCCUGGCCCCCCGCCCCUGUGCUCCCAU